AUGAAUGGAGAGCCCGAUAUUACGGUGCUAGGAAGAGAUCGAGUUGAUCUUUUUUCUUUCCAAAAAGGGGAUAUCCAAUCCCUCCAAGGUCUGGAGGCCGGACCAAGGCUCUUGCGCAAAUUUAUGUUUGAAGAAAGCGAAAACAGUACCACCUCGAUUUUUCAAGACAUUGAUAACCAUCAGUCCGAGACCAAGGAGAUCAGAUGUGCGAACUCUCUGUUCUCCAUGAACGAGUUGUCUUUGGUCGAUAGAAAAUCCGAAGUUAACUCUCAACGGUCAUUUGAUGCAACCUCUCCGCUUCUGCCUAUCGAUAUCCGAUUAUCAAAUGACGAAAGCCCACAGAAUCCCCCUCUAGCCUGGAAAAGCAUAUCAAGUCAGUUCCUCGUGAUCGACGAUCCAGAAGGCGAAAUAAUUUCCACGGAAAAGUGGCGAUCUUGUCUGGGAGACUGCAGAUCAUCUUAUGUCUUCUAUAGUACCAGAAACCCAAAGCAGAUAUCGCAGACUGCGAACCAAACUUCAGGGAUCUUCAAAAUCCUCAGGAAUCCUGACUUGAGACAUCUGCUUAUUAUUAUCGAUGCCGAUGAUCUAAGGGACAACGGAAUAUCAAUCACGCCGAAGUCAUCAUGGGAGAAAAUAGCUGCGGAUAUAGUAGAUCUCUUCAAGCCCGCUGAAAUACCAGACUCUCCAGGUGAAUUUACGGCGACAGUCCAAUGGAUCAUUCGAAUUGGUUCCUCCGGCGCGGUCGUCUUGCGGCAGAAUCCGUCACUAAAUCAGCUCUACUUCGAUCUAGAGAAUGGUGCAGCUGUUGUGACACCACCAUACUCUGUACCUCGCCCGUCCCUCCAAGCUGCGUUUACAAGUGGAUUGAUAUACAGCGUGAGAAGCGAGAUAAAUAAUCACCCACGUCGAGCUCUAGCAGACAUUGAUCUUCGAGAACCGAUCACAAAAGGGUUAAGCAAUGUUCAAUCCCUCGCAGAAAAAAGAUUCCCUGCAUCCGAGAGACCCGAAAAUUGGUGCCCACAAUACCCGGACUUGGACUUCGAAAUGGAGCUAAUUCAGAACAUUGAAUGUUCUGAAAUACCAUCAACACCUGAAAAACGCGAGACAUGGUCCAUAUUCGAACAAUACGUGGAGCGAAGACCUCAUCCUCGACGCAGUUUGGAAAAGAAAAUCUUUGACCUAGCUGAAGGUAUUGUGAACGCCCGGGAAGAGGAUGGAUCACUAGCAUCUAUCCCCACAGCCAAGUUUGCCAAGAUGUCCGUAGCCGACAGGGAGGUAAUGGAUAAAUUCCAUUACAUCUCAAAUAAGGUGCAGGAAUAUCUUGCAAAGCCUCCCAAAAACCACUUUCUAUCGGAGUGUCACCAGGCUCUGGAAAAUCCUUUGGCACCAAACAGAUCAUGCAGAAGGUCAUACAAGGAAAGUCUGCCAGUAAUUCCAAGGAACGGCUCCAUCAACAGUCAGUCAAACUGA
Messenger RNA from Penicillium cosmopolitanum, 1470 nucleotides. RefSeq lists its product as uncharacterized. NCBI's taxonomy places the organism in Eukaryota, Fungi, Ascomycota, Eurotiomycetes, Eurotiales, Aspergillaceae. The record is from RefSeq and is a predicted model, not a curated record. The transcript has a single exon. The coding region runs from base 1 to 1470 and encodes 489 amino acids.